This is a messenger RNA of Pararge aegeria (speckled wood butterfly), 579 nucleotides long. RefSeq lists its product as uncharacterized. Lineage: Eukaryota; Metazoa; Arthropoda; Insecta; Lepidoptera; Nymphalidae. Bases 116 to 463 code for a protein of 115 amino acids. The record is from RefSeq and is a predicted model, not a curated record. The transcript is spliced from 4 exons.
AGGAAGUUUAGACAAUGAUGUUUUAGUAAACAACGGCAUAGGUAAAUGAAAAUAUGAAACUAGCAUCACUUGCUGUGAGUCAGUGGAAGCGAAAAGCUGACUGUCGUUCGAAACCAUGGUAUCAAGUUACUUGACAGUUAUUAUAGUCACCAGUGUGAUUGUGGCAUUGGUGUCAUCGCACGGACCCCCACGAGACCGUGACAAUGAAGACAUCAACAUGGGGCGGAAGGUAAAAAAAAUGGGAGCUAAAUGGUGCAGCAUGGCAAAGGUUUGCAACCACGACCGUGUUCCCAUAUGCGGCAUCAGCCACGCGGGUGACGUCAUGGGGUUCAGGGACCUGUGUGACAUGUUUGAUUACAACUGCAUUAGAAGGAGAAAUUACAAACAAACAGCGUGUCCAGAAGACAAGUCAAUCCUCACGGUCUCCCGUCGACCAACUAAUAGUUUUUACGAUGAUAAAUAAUCUGUUCCUAAUUUCUACAACCUACUUUUACACCAGUAUUAUAUAACUGAAAUACGAAUGUACUAGAUAAUUGUACUUAAUUGUCUAGAUAAUAAUUAUACCCUUACAUCAUUAUU